GUUGACUGUGAAAACGAAAGUAAAUACCGGAGAGCUGUCAUCGAAUUUUUUGUUUGGGAGUCAUUUUCAUUUAGAAAAAGGGAAAACAAUAGGCUUAAAAGUUUGCUGUGAAUAAUGGCUGCACUCAGUAGGGAUACGUAUGAAGGUUCAAGAGGGCCAGUUUCAAAGACAGAAGAUUCAGACAGUGAUAUAGAUAUAGGUAGCCUCCUUGAGAUAGAUAAUACAAAGAAAAAAGGUUGGGAUGACAAACAGAAGCUGAUAAAAAUUUGUCAAAAAGAGGUUGGUACGAUAUCCAGUGGAAAACAUCCAUUGAAUAUUGCAAUUAUUGGUUCACAUGGAUGUGGAAAAUCAUCUCUUCUUAAUACUAUAUUUGCCAGCUUUAGUGACGAAAAAUGGAAUGAACUAGCAGCACAUGGAAGCCAUGGUGGAUUGGGGAAACAGAUUUCACAAAAUUUGAUCAGUUUUAAAAAAAAGAAAUACUACUUCAGGGAGGGACCAAACAAUCAAGAGGAUGAUGAUGUCUUAAUGCCAACAUUUAUUGAUAUGAAAGGCUUUGAAGACCAGAAUGAUGAGUUUACAAGAGAGCUACUCAAGAUUAUUUUUUAUGGAAGGAUGAAAGAAUUUGAAAAAUUAUCUGAUGUUUUAACCCAUUACCAAAAUUAUGGCUUAAAUGGUUUAAAGACAAGAUUUAGUCAGGGCAAAGAAUAUUUAGUGAUAGACCGAAUUAUAUUUGUGUGUUCAGGAGAUCCUUUGACUACCCUUCCAACACAGUUAAUGGCAUGUGUAAGUGAUGUAGCACAUGAUUUAAGAGGUAUUCCAAUAUUUGGUGUUAUGACAAAAUCUGACAAGUUCAAUGGAAGAAACAAUGUAGAAGUGGAGAAAAGAGAAACAGAAUUCAGAAAACAUCUUGGAAUACCAAAUAAUCGCUUUGCAAGGAUUAAGAAUUAUUGUGAAGAUAUAGAUAAAGAGAUGUCUUAUAUGUUUUCUGUCAUACCACAGAUUGAUGUUCGUGUUCUUAAACUGAUGACACAGGUUUUCAGUAAUGCAUUAGAAGUAACAAACGCUGAAGCUCGUCCAGAUUAUCUCUCUCCAGAAACAGAAAUACAAGGUGAAACUAAAGAAGGGGCAAAGCCAGUUCCACCACGAAUAGGACCGCCAUCAGGAAAUGGACAACCAGCAUCAUCAGGACUUGGCUUUGCAAGCUUAUUGCUUCUGAUCACCAUCCAAGUGCUGUUUAUGGCCGUACUUCUGCAUUUUUGCAUGAAGCCAGUUAUAUCAGAAGAAAAACUCAACACGAUCUGUGCAAACUACGACUUCAUUAAGUCGAAACAUGAUGCUACCAUUGAUGGCCUUAAUGAGUUAUGUGACAAUAAAGUGGACAUUUUGAAACCUCCAAUUUAUCUAUUGGGUGGGGGAAUAGUGUUUGUUAUAGUUGUUCUUCCAGUUAUGCUUUAUUCUUUGUUAGUAAAAUCUAGAAAUUAGUGAACUUUUAUGAUAUUUUGAAUAUCUUCACAUUGACUGUCUUUCUGGGACUUCUUAAAUAGCUUAUAUCAUGUAUUCUUAAAACUAAAAUUGAACUUUUAUUUUUUUCAACAAUGCCUUGAACAUGUUGAACUGAUCAGUAAAUAAGUCCAGUGGCCCUGUAUUGACUUCCUCCAACAACAAAAACAUGAACACAAAUGGAACACUAUGACUAGUAGGAAAUAGCUCAAUAGUGUUAGAAGUGGCAUUAAGCACCAACCAAUCAAUCAAUGUAUAAGUGUUGAUGAACUAGACAAAAUCAAAAGGAAAUAAAUAUGUAUUUUAAAAAUAGGGUAGAGGUUAAAUUGUGAUAUUAAUUUUUUAAUUUUCUAAUUCCUUUAUCUAUAUUUAAUAUAUAUGUGUUAUUCAAUUUUUAUAUAUUUAAUGAUUUCAUUUAAACAAUUUGCUCUUAUAGCCUAGAGUUUUCUUCCAUUAAAAUGCAGUUAUCAAACUAAAUUCGCUAGUAAAAGAUAAAUUCAGGGGUCACCAGGAGAAGUGAGUGACUAUAUUUACCUAUAAAACUCAAUACUUCACUCUAGAGAAGCUUCAUGGAGAAGUUGAAUUUAUAUUCAAAACCUAAAUAGGUUAACAGAUGUAUUGAUGUUGAUUUGCAUGAGGUCGAUUUCUAUCCGACGCAGCUCAAAUGUCAUGUUUGACUAGGCUAAAAGUCAUAAGUCAAUUUUUUCUGUCAUGUAUUUAUAAAUAUAAUGUAGCCAUUCUUUAUUAUUUUUAAGCAGAAUUUGAUAACCAAUUCCUCAUUGUAUAUAUCUUUGUUUUUGCAUUGAUUUUCAAAGUGAAUUUGCUGUUUCCAUGUUUGUGUGUAUUUAACAUUUUUAUAAAGAAGUGAAAGAGGAAUUUUAAAUUACUGGUCAGCACAGAUUCAGAAUAAAAUGUCAAGGUGCAUUAACAUUGUAUUCCUGUGGAUUCAGAUACCAUCAGCUGUUUACCAUGGAAAUUAACAUAUUUCAAGCUUGCUCAAUAUAUCAAUAAAGAAACUAGCAGGAUUAAUAAUCAUAUGAAAUGAAUAUAUAUUUCCUUCCUGAAUAUGCACUUAAUUUGCAACUGGACAUUAACCUGACAGUUAUUUAUUAGUUCAUCAAGUUUUAAUUUUUCAUAAUCUGAAUUAAUCAUUUUAGUUAGUGAUUUAUUGUUGUUUACCUUACAUAACAAAAUAGAUAUUGCUUAUCUUAUCUUAUAAAGUUAUGUCUGUUUUAAUAGGUUGUAUUCAAGAUACUGUGUUUAAAUUUAAGUUUUCUCUCUCUCUGUUUAGAAAAAAAUCAUUGGUGUCACUUUUCUUGUGAAAAGUAUUUGUUUUGAGUCUUUUUAUCAUUGUGAGUUUUUUUUGUAAAUAACACAAAAACUUCUUAACAUAGUAACCAACUUUUUACAUAAAAGAUCCCUUAUUGUUUGUUAAUUCUGUAAAGAAAAUUGUUUUGUGCAAAUCCCCAAUUCUGCUAAUGAUACAUGUGUACAAAUGUGUAGAAACAUUAUUUGUUCAAUCAAGUAAUAUCUCAGAGUUGGUAAAAUUGUAGUCGCAUUUAGAUAUUUUGAUACAGCUGAAGAAGAAAUCUCACAAUUUAACCUGAAAGAAAGUAAAACAAUUACUUUUAUUGUUUUUUUAGGAAGUGAAUUUGGUGUUGUUUAUUAUAAUUCGAAUGAGUUACUUGAUGAUAGUCAAAUAAUAUGAUAUGAAUUUACUUAAGGUGGUACCUAACACUACAGGGAGAUAACUCUAGAUCUGUAACGUCAGCUAAAUGUUUUAAUUACGUUGUGUUGUAACGGGAAUAUUAAACUCCUCAAUGAUCAAAAUUGGUGUUUGUCAGACUGCUAUAUAACCAGUGUAAUUUUUCUAACAAAAUGGUUGGUUCAAAAUUUUUGAAAUAUUUAUAUUUUUGUUAAAGGGUCAAAGUAAAUACAUAGUCAAAAGUUUUAUGAAAAUUAAACAAGCCAAAUUAAUUUUAGUGAAAGUGUUGGGUACCACCUUAAGUAAUUAAUUAAAAGAUAAGAUGUAUGUGCCUUACAAAUAAGGGAAAUGUUGUGGUAUAUGCUUGUCAAUAAUCAAAAUGCCAGGGCUUAGAAUGUAUAAAGGUCAUUAUUUGCUCCCUGAGAUUUUAAAAUUAGUUAAGCACUGAAUGUCAGGAAAAUUUAUGAUUGUUUUAUUGCCUAUUGAAGAAGAUGAUACAUUAUGUUGAGAAUAGUCAUCUCAAUUUUAUACACAUGUCAAAAUAGUCAGAUUAAGGCAAAAAUAGGAACUACAGCCUAUAAUACCAAAACAAGAUAUGUUGUUUUGCUGAGAUAAUUAAGUUGAGUAAUGGUAGUAAAAGUAACAUAAGUCAGUUAGCUGUUUUUUUUUAAAGAGUUUUUUGGAAGGUAAAUAAAAAGUAUCUUGUAUUUCUAAUCAGUGCAAUAAGAAAUUAUGAUGGUCUCCUUUUGAGCAAAAUUUUCUUCAAGGCAUUAAAAAUCCAUAUUUUUGUGUGGAUACUUUCAUGAUUAAUAAAAUAUUUUGAUUAACCAUGUUGAUCUCUUUAAAAUCUUCACUGAUCAUUUUUACAACUUAUAUAUAAUAGACAGUCAACAUUUAAGUUGAAUAAAAUUAAACAUUGACAUACCUGAGUAAGAAGGAUGCCAUGAAGAAAAUUCUUUUGAAAUGAUGCUUUAUGUAUUAAAAAAAGGUUUAACUAUUUUGUGUGUUUAAACAAUUGUUUUGUAAUUAAGUUUAAUAAUUUAUUAAGAUUUAUUUCUAUAUUUACUCUGUCACAAUAUUCCUGUUGAGAUAUUUUGUAUAAUUUUAUUAAUGUUUUGUUUUUCUUAAUUCUAACAGCAUUAACUUAAUAAAUUUUAUUGUUUGUA
Molecule: messenger RNA, 4371 nt
Organism: Mytilus trossulus (common blue mussel)
Lineage: Eukaryota; Metazoa; Mollusca; Bivalvia; Mytilida; Mytilidae
Exons: 5
Coding region: 115-1482 (455 amino acids)
Source: RefSeq, a predicted model, not a curated record